AUGUCAUCCUCACAGGUCGCCAUCAUCGGAGCAGGCCUCUCAGGUCUCGCCCUGGCCCUCGCUCUGCACCAACAAGGCAUACAAGCCACUGCCUACGAGCAACAAAGCGCACCCCUCGACAUCGGCGGCGCAAUCAUGCUAUCUCCAAACUCCCUCAGAGCCCUAGACAAGCUCGGCGUCUUUGAACGCAUGCUCCCCAAGUCCUACAAAUUCCAGGACUUGUACUUUUACUCCCAAGACGAUAAACUCGUUGACGUCUUUGAGUUUGGCAAUCAGGAGAAAUACGGAUACUCUGGUAUUCGCGUUUACCGAUUCGAACUCAUUAAUGUUCUUCUUGAUCUUGUUAAAGAAGCGGGUAUCAAGGUUGAGUAUGGGAGAAAGUUUGAGAGUAUUGUUCGUGAGACGGAGGAUAGCGUCACGUGGCGCUUUACGGAUGGGCGUGAAGAGACCGCCAGUCUUCUUGUUGGCGCGGAUGGUAUUCACUCUCGUGUGAGGAAGUAUCUCUAUCCAGAGCUUGAACCAAAGUUCACCAACAUGAUCGGCGUCACAGCUGCGGUUCCAGCGAAGCAACUCAAGUUGGAGAACAAUGAGUACAAGCUUCCUGCUACCUUCAUGCAUGACAAGCGCGGCGCCUUCGUCAUUGCACCGCAGUUGGCUGAUGGCUCGGAAGUUCUUAUCGGAAAGCAAAAGGUCUUUGUUGGUGAAGAUCCAGGCCGUGAUGCUUGGAAGGCUAUGAAUUCUGAUAAGACGUGGUGCGUUGACUUUCUCCGCGAAGGCAACGAGGACUUCCCCGCCAUCGUUGCAAAUUCAACCUCAGAGAUUUCGCCCAACAGAGUCAAUUUGUGGCCGUUUUAUCUCCUCCCCAAGCUUGAGACAUGGGCUUCCAGCGCCAAGCACGGCCGCGUCGCUAUUCUCGGUGAUGCAGCACACGCUAUUCCCCCCACUGCCGGCCAAGGUGUGAACCAGGCUUUUGAGGAUGUAUACACAUUCGCUGGUGUUCUUGGUCAAUUGAACGAGAAGAACAGUGAGGGUCUUAGUGAUGCUCUUGGACGGUGGCAGAAAGGGAGACAGGAGCGUGUUGAUAAGAUCAUUGAGUUGAAUAAUGAGAUCAACAAGAGGAGGAUGCCUAAGCAGGCUGAUGUUGAGACCAAGCCGUUUGAUAUUGACUGGCUGUACUCGGUUGAUUUGGAUCAGAUGGUGCGAGACUUUGUUAGUGGUAAUUAA
Molecule: messenger RNA, 1224 nt
Organism: Fusarium proliferatum ET1
Lineage: Eukaryota; Fungi; Ascomycota; Sordariomycetes; Hypocreales; Nectriaceae
Exons: 1
Coding region: 1-1224 (407 amino acids)
Molecular function (GO): FAD binding; monooxygenase activity
Source: RefSeq, a predicted model, not a curated record